CAGGUACCCCCCUGCAGAUGGUGUCCGCCCUCAGUUCUGUCCAGUGUGUGCCAGGCUGAUCCAUGGUCACUUUCCGGAAUGGCUGCAAGGUGACUUCAGCUGAGGAUGACCCUGACUGAAAGGCUGCGUGAGAAGAUAUCUCGGGCUUUCUACAACCAUGGGCUGCUCUGUGCAUCCUACCCCAUUCCCAUCAUCCUUUUCACGGGGCUCUGCAUCUUAGCCUGCUGCUGCCCACUGCUGAAACUUCCCUUGCCAGGAACAGGACCUGUGGAAUUCACCACUCCAGUGAAGGAUUACUUGCCCCCGCCUGUGGACUCUGAUCACAAACAAGGAGAGCCUACUGAGCAGCCGGAGUGGUAUGUGGGUGCCCCGGUGGCGUAUAUCCAGCAGAUAUUUGUCAAGUCCUCGGUCUCACCCUGGCACAAGAACCUCCUGGCAGUAGAUGUGUUCCGCUCACCUCUGUCCCGGGCAUUCCAGCUGGUGGAGGAGAUCCGGAACCAUGUGCUGAGAGACAGCUCUGGGACCAGGAGCCUGGAGGAUGUGUGUCUGCAGGUGACUGACCUGCUGCCAAGCCUCAGGAAGCUCCGAAACGUGCUCCCUGAGCAUGGAUGCCUGCUGCUGUCCCCUGGGAACUUUUGGCAGAAUGACCGAGAACACUUCCACGCUGAUCCUGACAUCAUUGGGACCAUCCACCAGCAUGAGCCCAAAACCCUGCAGACCUCAGCCACGCUCAAAGACUUGCUGUUUGGGGUUCCUGGGAAGUACAGUGGGGUGAGCCUCUACACCAGGAAGAGGAUGGUCUCAUACACCAUUACCCUGGUCUUCCAGCACUACCAUGCCAAGUUCCUGGGCAGCCUGCGUGCCCGCCUGAUGCUGCUGCACCCCAGCCCCAACUGCAGCCUCCGGGCAGAGAACCUGGUCCAUGUGCACUUCAAGGAGGAGAUUGGCAUCGCUGAACUCAUCCCCCUCGUGACCACCUACAUCAUCCUGUUUGCCUACAUCUACUUCUCCACGCGCAAGAUCGACAUGGUCAAGUCCAAAUGGGGACUGGCCCUGGCUGCUGUGGUCACCGUGCUCAGCUCACUGCUCAUGUCCGUGGGGCUCUGCACACUCUUUGGCCUGACUCCCACCCUCAACGGCGGCGAGAUUUUCCCCUACCUUGUGGUGGUUAUUGGGCUAGAGAACGUGUUGGUGCUCACCAAGUCAGUGGUCUCAACCCCAGUGGACCUCGAAGUGAAGCUGCGGAUCGCCCAAGGCCUAAGCAGUGAGAGCUGGUCCAUCAUGAAGAACAUGGCCACAGAGCUGGGCAUCAUCCUCAUUGGCUACUUCACCCUAGUGCCUGCCAUCCAGGAGUUCUGUCUCUUUGCCGUUGUGGGCCUGGUGUCUGACUUCUUCCUUCAGAUGCUGUUUUUUACCACUGUCCUGUCCAUUGACAUUCGCCGGAUGGAGCUAGCAGACCUGAACAAGCGGCUGCCCCCUGAGGCCUGCCUGCCUCCAGCAAAGCCAGUGGGGCGGCCAGCACGUCAUGAACGGCAGCUUGCCAUGCGGCCGUCCAUGCCUCACACCAUUACUCUGCAACCAUCCUCCUUCCGAAACCUGCGGCUCCCCAAGAGGCUGCGUGUCGUCUACUUCCUGGCCCGCACCCGCCUGGCACAGCGCCUCAUCAUGGCCGGCACCGUCGUGUGGAUCGGCAUCCUGGUGUACACGGACCCAGCAGGGCUGCGCACAUACCUCGCAGCCCAGGUGACAGAACAGAGCCCACUGGGGGACAGUGCCCUGGCUCCCAUGCCCGUGCCCAGUGGCGUAUUGCCCGCCAGCCACCCAGAUCCUGCCUUCUCCAUCUUCCCACCCGACACCCCUAAGCCAGCUGAGAAUCAGACGUUGCCAGAGGAGCUGCCUGGGCCCAUGGGCCCAGCAGAGGGUAUCUAUGACAGUCCAGUCCCGGAGGUAACCUGGGGGCCUGAGGACGAGGAACUCUGGAGGAAAUUGUCCUUCCGCCACUGGCCAACACUCUUUAGCUACUACAACAUCACACUGGCUAAGAGGUACAUCAGCCUACUGCCUGUCAUCCCUGUCACCCUCCGCCUGAACCCAAGGGAGGCUCUGGAGGGGCGGCACCCGCAGGAUGGCCGAAAUGCCUGGCUGCCUCUGGGGCCAGGCUCUGUGCAUGGUGGGCUCUGGGAGACCAGCCCCGAGGGACCAGGUGGGGUGCAGGCCCAUGGAGACGUCACCCUGUACAAGGUGGCAGCACUUGGCCUGGCUUCAGGUAUUGUCCUCGUGCUGCUGCUGCUCUGCCUGUACCGCGUGCUCUGUCCGCGGAACUACGGGCAACCUGGUGGGCCUGGCCGCCGGAAGCGUGGGGAGCUUCCCUGCGACGACUACGGCUAUGCGCCUCCUGAGACAGAGAUUGUGCCCCUAGUUCUGCGUGGGCAUCUCAUGGACAUUGAGUGUUUGGCCAGCGAUGGCAUGCUGCUGGUGAGCUGUUGCCUGGCGGGCCACGUCUGUGUGUGGGAUGCACAGACUGGGGACUGUCUCACUCGAAUCCCACGCCCUGGCAGGCAGCGCCAGGACAGUGGUGUUGGCAGCGUGUUUGAGGCUCAGGAGAGCUGGGAACGGCUGUCAGACGGCGGCGGGAAGGGUGGCCCGGAGGAGUCUGGGGACAGCCCUCCGCUGCAGCACUGCCCCCGGGGCCCUCUGCCACCUUCCCUCUUCGGAGACCAGCCAGACCUCACCUGCCUCAUCGACACCAACUUCUCUGCACAGCCGCGGCCACAGCCCUCAGAGCCUCUCCAGCCUGAGCCCCGGCACCGGGCUGGCUGUGGACGAGCUCGAGAUUCCCCAGGCUACGACUUCAGCCUCCUGGUGCAGCGGGUGUACCAAGAGAGGCUGGCUCCCGUCCACUCGCCAGCCCUUCGCCCACCCUCGCCCGGGCCUGCACUGCUCCCGACCCCUGAGGAGGAGGGGGGCUCAUCUCCAGAGAAGGGCUCCCCUUCUCUCGUCUGGGCCCCCAGCGCAGACGGCUCCAUCUGGAGCCUGGAGCUGCAGGGCAACCUCAUCGUAGUGGGGCGGAGCAGUGGCCGGCUGGAGGUGUGGGACGCCAUUGAGGGGGUGCUACGCUGCAGCAGUGAGGAGGUCUCCUCGGGCAUCACGGCCCUCGUCUUCCUUGAUAAAAGGAUCGUGGCUGCCCGGCUCAAUGGCUCCCUCGAUUUUUUCUCCUUGGAGACCCACACUGCCCUCAGCCCCCUGCAGUUCAGAGGAACUGCAGGGCAGGGCAGUGCCCCCACAUCUCCCUUGUACAGUAGCAGUGAUGCAGUGGCUUGUCACCUGACCCACACAGUGCCCUGUGCACACCAGAAGCCAAUCACAGCCCUGAAGGCUGCUGCCGGGCGCCUUGUGACUGGGAGCCAAGACCACACACUGAGAGUGUUCCGUCUGGAGGACUCAUGCUGCCUCUUCACCCUGCAGGGCCACUCAGGGGCCAUCACCACCGUGUACAUUGACCAGACCAUGGUGCUGGCCAGUGGAGGACAAGAUGGAGCCAUCUGCCUUUGGGACGUGCUGACUGGCAGCCGGGUCAGCCACAUGUUUGCUCACCGUGGGGAUGUCACUUCCCUCACCUGUACCACCUCCUGCGUUAUCAGCAGUGGCCUGGACGACCUCAUUAGCAUCUGGGACCGCAGCACAGGCAUCAAGCUCUACUCUAUUCAGCAGGACCUGGGUUGUGGUGCAAGCUUGGGUGUCAUCUCAGACAACCUGUUGGUGACCGGCGGCCAGGGCUGCGUCUCCUUUUGGGACCUAAACUAUGGGGACCUGUUGCAGACAGUCUACCUGGGGAAGAACAGUGAGGCCCAGCCUGCCCGUCAGAUCUUGGUGCUGGACAAUGCUGCCAUUGUCUGCAAUUUUGGCAGCGAGCUCAGCCUGGUGUAUGUGCCCUCUGUGCUGGAGAAGUUGGACUGAGGGCAGCAGCCACGUCCCCUGAGCACUCAAUGCACUGGACUGAGACUGGAGGGAAGGAAUGGAGUCUCUGUCCUGCCUCCAAUAAAUUUUUUUUUAAAAUCACAUCUGCCA
This is a messenger RNA of Orycteropus afer afer, 4068 nucleotides long. The record is from RefSeq and is a predicted model, not a curated record. Lineage: Eukaryota; Metazoa; Chordata; Mammalia; Tubulidentata; Orycteropodidae.